Messenger RNA from Penicillium brasilianum, 2704 nucleotides. NCBI's taxonomy places the organism in Eukaryota, Fungi, Ascomycota, Eurotiomycetes, Eurotiales, Aspergillaceae. The record is from the annotation of a GenBank genome assembly.
CAAAUAGACACUCCAUUCACGAUGGAUCGCGGGAUCCCCAAUCCAUGCUAUACUUGCCGCAACCGGCGCAUCCAAUGUGACCAGUCCGGGGUGCCUUGUGGCAAAUGUCAAAAGGCAGGACUGGAAUGUGUCGAUAAAAGGCCCUUCAAAUGGGUCAAAGGCGUUGCGAUUCGCGGGAAGUUGCAGGGUCACUCGUACGAAAAUGCGAUCUCAUCUUCUGCGAUAGCAAAAGAUAAAUCUGCAGGUCCUCCGAAUCCAAAGCGUGCAUUGGUGCGGGCCUCUGUACGGCGCGAUCGGCGGGUUGACACUUUAGGAAUCAUCUCCGGUAGCAGCUCUUCGUCGUCCUCACCAGGACCCUCAUUAGUCAUCCAGGAUCCAGCCUUUUCAAGUUUGGAUAAGACGUCAAAAUAUUACAUCGAUUACUAUAAUGAACGUAUUUGCGAGCUUUUCAUUGUUUAUGAUACCGACAGAAACCCUUUCCGAAGCCUCAUCCCCCUCGGCUUGGAGGAUCCUGUCUUAAUGAAAGCUCUUCUCGCUCUUGCAGCACGGCAUCAUGUCAACAAGGGCCAAUCUUUCUAUGAGACGGAAUCAACGACAUCGCCACAGAUUGUCACUGCGAAUCGCCAUGCGCUUGCCUUCAAGCAUCAAGCCAUGGAAGCACUAUCAAAGUCACUGGCCGACCCCAAGUUAUCAAAACAGGAUACAACCGUGGCCAGUAUAUUUCUUCUGGUCUUUUUGGAUCUAUUAGAGUCCGGUAGCGACGGGUGGAACUUCCACUUGGAGGGUGCAAAGAAUUUAAUCGCAUCCACUUAUCCUCAAAAUGAUUCCCAGACUGGCAUCAAUCACGGCCCGGGGCAGACAGUGCAAGAGAUCCGUGAUUUUAUUACCAAGCAAAUAAAAGUGAUUGAAACGCUUGGAGCCACUUUCCUACGCCCAAAAUUAUUAUCCUAUUUCCCCCCCUUCGAGCAACAGGGGCUCCAACUCCAAGAAUCUAUCGAAAAGUCUUUUGUUGGAUGUCCCGAAUACCUUCUAGGCGUGAUGCAACUACUAUCCAUGCAAAGGGAUAGCAUGUCGGAACUGGACCAACUCGAUCAAACCGCUACGGAGUCACAUAUCAAAGAGACAACGUCCUUGCUUGAGAUGACGCAGAAUUUUGACUGCUAUGCUUGGGCCUCUGGUCUGCAACAAUCACAUACACCCUCAUCAAGCGAAAUAAUAAGUCUCUGCUCGCUAUCCCGGUCUUAUAAACUUGGCGCUUCCAUCUAUGGACGGCGGAUCCUCGAUGCUAUGACUGGGGAAAAGACGGUACUUGAUGAUACAGUCGCAGAGCUGCUGGGAUUGAUCGACUCAUUGCAGAGUGACCGACUUUUGUUCAAAUGUGUCCUCUGGCCUAUCUGCAUCGCAGGUUUAGAGUGUCAAUGGCAACCUCAGAGAGAAUUCCUCAUUGCUUGUGCGGAAAGAUUUUGGGACAUUACCAAGUGUCUGAAUGCAGUCAAUGCUGCGAAGAUCUUGCAAGAAUACUGGCGUCAAGUGGAUGCCUCCGGGCAGGCCCAGUCGCGGUGGAUCUUUGAUAUUGGCCGACUAGGUCGGGAUUGGCUCUUGAUAUAGGAAGGAAGCACACAUGAAUCAUGAUUUAUGACGAAAUGAACUUGAAGAAUCUAUACAUACAAGAUGAAUGCCAUUUUAGAAUUACUGAGCACCCACACUGGACUUGAAUGCUUGUAACAAGUCAUUCUUCAGAUCCUCCCAGUUCUCCAGGCCAACGCUGAUCCGCAACAAUUUCCGAUCCACCCUGGCAUCAGACAAGGCUCGCCACUCGAUCAGAGACUCGACACCACCAAGACUUGUUGCAUGCUGAAAGAAAUGCAGUUUGCUCGGCAGCUUGCGAGCGAAUUCCUCGCUAUGUAGAAUCACGGAGAAGACGGGACCAAACCCGUUGGGCAUCUGCUUCUUCAACCAGGGCUCAUCCUGAAGACUGGCAUGGUAGAUCUUCUGUAAAACAGUUUGAACAAUAUCCUCGUCUGAGCCCAGCGCAGGAGAAGGAGCGUUCAAAGCACCAUGAAGCCAUGAAAUCACCUUUGCCGAGUUCUCACUUGCCCGUUGUACUCGAACCUCGAGUGUGCGCAGACUUCGCGUACCAAGCCAGCCCUCCAAAUUUCCCAGGACGUUACCCAAAGCCAUACGAUCCUCGAAAAGCUGCUUAGCCCAAUCUUGACGCUUCACGGCAAGAACACCGCAGAGCAUAUCGCUGUGUCCGCCGAAAUAUUUUGACCCGGAGUGCAUGACAAUGUCAGCACCCCACAGGAACGGGUCUUGUAAGCCAGGAGGUGCGAAAGUGCUGUCGACAAUAAGGAAGGCUCCACGGGCAUGUGCCUUUUGAGCAUACUCUUCGAUGUUAUAGGCCGUUCCGAAGGGGUUGAUUGGAGUCUCGAGGAGGAUGACGUCACCUUCGUUCAGGCUCUCAAUGGGGCAGUCAAUGGGGAGCUUUUUGAGACCCGAAAGGCGAGAGACCACCGAGAUGACUUCGUGACUCCCGUGGUAGCCUUCGCCCACGGAUAUCUGCCGGGGGUUUAGGAGAGUCAAUGCGGCGUGUAGAGCGGCUAAGCCCGUGGCAUAGCUCACGGCAUGACCUUUGAGAAGAGGAGAGAGAAUUGCUUCAAAGCGAGUGGCAUUUGGCGCAAACUCGCGAGAGUAGACGUAGUUU